AUGUCUCUUCCUGAAACCUCUCCAGAGGAACAAGCCUGUGAACGGUUCUUUCAGGACACGGUGAAGCGCACCAGCGACGGACGCUUCAUAGUGCAGCUACCAAUCAAAUCAGAUAAAUUAAUUAGUCUUGGAGAAUCUAGGGAUAUAGCUACACGUCGUUUCAAAUCCUUGGAAAGGCGACUUGUAAACACACCAAAGAUGUACACGGAUUACAAGCAUUUCAUGCAAGAGUACAUCGAUCUCGGGCACAUGCGAGAGGUAACACAUCCUUUGGAAUCCGUCGAUAAAACCUACUAUCUCCCACACCAUGCUGUAUAUAAGGAGACAAGUACUACAACCAAAAUGAGAGUCGUUUUCGAUGGCUCCUGCAAAAGUUCAUCUGGAGUUUCUUUAAAUGAAGUACUAAUGGUUGGCCCUACCAUCCAGGAUGAUCUUUUUUCGAUAUUGGCCAGAUUCCGUACAUUCAAGUAUGCCUUGACUGCUGACAUCGCCAAGAUGUACAGACAGGUUUUGGUUGAUCCCAGUCAAACUGCUCUUCAACGCAUUUUGUGGCGUAAUUCUAUAGAUGAACCAAUUCGAACAUUUGAACUGAUGACUGUCACAUAUGGCACUGCGUCUGCAGCAUUUUUAUCCAUUCGUGCCCUCAGGCAGUUAGCUGAGGACAAUAUCUUCAAGUUUCCCAUCGGAGCCAAAGCUGUACUAAGUGACUUCUACGUCGCUGAUUUGGUUACUGGUGCCGACUCAUUGCAACAAGCAUUAACUAUCAAGACCGAGACCUCUCAGCUGCUCACAGAAGGCCGAUUUGAGCUACGCAAGUGGGUUUCCAAUGAGUCAAGCCUUCAAGACGAUUCAUCGUUAUAUCCUCUAAGGGAAUUCAUUCUAUCAUCUGACAAAGACAGCGAGACGCGAACGUUGGGCCUU
Vollenhovia emeryi is the source of this 921-nucleotide messenger RNA. RefSeq lists its product as uncharacterized. Lineage: Eukaryota; Metazoa; Arthropoda; Insecta; Hymenoptera; Formicidae. The record is from RefSeq and is a predicted model, not a curated record. The transcript has a single exon. The annotation marks the transcript as partial.